AUGGGAGACUCCUCGAGAAACCAAGACCGUCCGAGCCCUGGCAAGGCGCCUGCAACAGGCGCAGAGCCCGCAGAAGCCAAGGUUGGAGCGCCUCGAAAGCCCUCCAUCGUGGUCUCAGAAGAUCCUCCUAAUAUCGAGGAACAGGAUCCGCCGCUCGACGCCGCUACUGACAGCGAAGACAUUGACGGCGAAGACGAUGACGACUACGACGAUGGCACAGACGGCUACUCUGCCGAGUCCGUGACUGUGCGGAGCAGCAUAUGGGAGCACGAGUACGAGGGCGGGCGAAGGUAUCACCACUAUCGACACGGUCGCUACCCCUUGCCAAACGACGAUAUCGAGCAGGAGCGCGAGUACAUGAAGCAUGUCAUCCACAUGCAGCUCACCGGCGGCAAGCUCUUCAACGCCCCCAUUGCGCCGAAUCCCCAGCGAAUACUCGAUCUCUGCACCGGCACAGGCCUAUGGCCAAUAGAAGGCAAGCCCCCCUGCGUCCAAACACCGUCUUCAGGAGAGGUCUUUGAGCAUGCGUCAAAUGCUAAUGCCGGACGUACAGUCGCAAAAAUGUUCCCCAGCGCAGAAAUCAUCGGCCUCGACCUCAGCCCCAUCCAGCCGCUCAUGGUGCCCCCCAACGUGCGCUUCCUCAUCGACGACGUCGAGGACGAGUGGAUGGACCGCGGCGGCUACGACAUGAUCCACCUGCGCCACUCCUGCAUCUACCUCAAGGACGUGGACAAGCUCAUCGCCAACUGCUACGCGCACCUGAAAGAAGGCGGCUGGCUGGAGAUUACCGAUUACUGCGGCUACAUCCGGUGCGACGACGGGACGAUGCCCGAGGACCAUCCGCCGGCGCAGGUCGCCAUGUUGAUGCAUCGCGCCCUUCGGGGGUACGGCAUGAAUGUCUAUGUCAUCAACGAGCUCCACGACAAGUACAAAGCCGCGGGCUUCAAGAACAUUCAGUGCCGAGUAACAAAAACGCCAAUCGGCGCAUGGCCAAGGGAUCCCGGCCAGCGCGAAAUCGGCAUUCUCUUCAGAGACAUCAUCCACGAACUCGUCGGCGCUCUGGCAGCCAAGCCUCUGAGAACGCUGGGAUGGGACGACACCGAGCUCGAGGUCUAUCUGGCAGCGGCGCGCAGAGGCCUGUGGGAUAGAAAGGUGCAUUGCUAUGCAAACUUUAUAUCCUGGUGGGCCCAGAAAUGA
This is a messenger RNA of Trichoderma citrinoviride, 1197 nucleotides long. RefSeq names its product S-adenosyl-L-methionine-dependent methyltransferase. The transcript is spliced from 3 exons. NCBI's taxonomy places the organism in Eukaryota, Fungi, Ascomycota, Sordariomycetes, Hypocreales, Hypocreaceae. Gene Ontology annotation, molecular function: methyltransferase activity. The record is from RefSeq and is a predicted model, not a curated record. The coding region runs from base 1 to 1197 and encodes 398 amino acids.